AUGUCGCAGAUCGAGGUCCCCCUAGAGCGAAAAGGGACAUCAUCUCAAGGCCUAGGCCUUUGCGUGACGGGUCUACGGGAUUUCGUCGUCAGGCAAAUUUAUGUCAUUGAGGUCCUCGGCGCAACGUACACGAACCCCAAGAUGCUACUGAGCCCGUCUACGAGUCCUGCCACAGUGACCAAAUUGCUCCAAGAAAAGCUAGAGCAUUCGUAUCUGGGAUGUCCUGGGUAUAUAUUACACGCUCUCGGAGUGUUUUCUUCAUGUCGGGACUUUCUCGUUUUGCCAGGACUAAAGAGUGAAAAAGACCUUGAAGUAAACAUUGAACGUGCAUGUUCUGUGCUUACCUGUACGGAAAAGUUUGACAGCCGUGCCUGGGCGGCCGCGUUGCCACAAAUGCCUUCCGCUCCAGUGCAUGUAGACGAACUCGAUAUAUUAGCCGAGGUUUACAAGAUCGGAGCCCAGAUAUUUGGCAGGCGCGUUAUCGACGCACUUGUUGGCGAGACAACGGCUCAGAAUAAGGACCUCCUCGUGCAUCGGCUUGUCGGUCUUAUACGUGAAAUAAGACGCAAUGACAACUUGUUCAAAUGCAUCCUCUGGCCAAUGGUUAUCGCAAGUCUAGAGUGUUGCCAAAUAGAGCAGAAAGAGUUUCUGACAGAUUGUCUUCAGAGGUUCUGGCUGGAAACAAGAUGCUUAAAUGUAAUGAAUGCCGAAGCAAUACUUCGUAAACGGUGGCAGCAGGAGGAGGGGGAAGGGUCAGCGCCGUCACAAUGGAUAUUCAAGAUUGGUCGACUUGGGGGUGAUUGGCUCCUCAUAUAG
Molecule: messenger RNA, 816 nt
Organism: Metarhizium brunneum ARSEF 3297
Lineage: Eukaryota; Fungi; Ascomycota; Sordariomycetes; Hypocreales; Clavicipitaceae
Biological process (GO): positive regulation of transcription by RNA polymerase II
Cellular component (GO): nucleus
Molecular function (GO): DNA-binding transcription factor activity; transcription cis-regulatory region binding
Source: RefSeq, a predicted model, not a curated record